This is a messenger RNA of Ciona intestinalis (vase tunicate), 2553 nucleotides long. Its product is annotated as high affinity cationic amino acid transporter 1-like. Gene Ontology annotation, molecular function: L-ornithine transmembrane transporter activity; L-arginine transmembrane transporter activity; L-lysine transmembrane transporter activity. Gene Ontology annotation, cellular component: plasma membrane. Gene Ontology annotation, biological process: L-arginine import across plasma membrane; L-ornithine transmembrane transport. The record is from RefSeq and is a predicted model, not a curated record. Lineage: Eukaryota; Metazoa; Chordata; Ascidiacea; Phlebobranchia; Cionidae.
AAGCAUCUGUAGUGACUUGCGUAGCUUUUGUUGCUUUAACCUUGUCAAGUUAAUUCUUCCUUGUAAACAUGACUGGUUGUGUUGGAUGUGCCGAAAUUGGACAAGCCGUCACCCGACGGAAAAAUGUAGACGAUGAUACUGUUGGUGAAAGUAAACUCGCCAGAGUUCUCACUGUUUUCGAUCUAACUGCACUUGGCGUUGGAGCUACUUUGGGUGCUGGUGUUUAUAUUCUUACCGGAUCUGUGGCAAAAGAGAUUUCCGGACCCAGUGUUGUAAUUUCAUUCUUAAUUGCCGCUAUUACCUCAAUUCUUUCAGGUCUUUGUUAUGCCGAGUUUGGUGCUCGCGUUCCAAAGGCUGGAUCUGGAUACGUUUACAGCUACGUGACGGUUGGAGAGUGUUGUGCUUUUGUUAUCGGAUGGAAUCUCAUACUUUCAUACGUUAUAGGAGCUGCGAGUGUUGCUCGAGCCUGGACUGGAAACUUUGACGCUUUGAUUGAUAAUAAAAUCAAGACUUACAUGUUAGAAUGUUGUUCUAUGGAUGUACCUGGCCUGGCCGAGUACCCGGAUCUAUUCUCGUUUGUAAUCGUGAUGAUUUUAACAGCUCUGAUCGCGUUUGGUGUAAAAGAGUUCGCGAUGGUGAAUAAAAUAUUUACUGUCCUUAACAUCGGUGUGAUUUUAUUCGUGGUAAUUGCUGGUAUGACCAAAGCCGACUUUCACAACUGGGCGUGGACAUUUGAGGAAAUACAGGAAUACGUUCUCUCAACAAACUCGAGCCCAAUGACAAACUUCACCACUGUCGUAAAUGAAGUUUUAGCCAAUGUAACUUACGCACCAUCGUUAAAUGGCACAAAUGGAGCCACCAUGGCACAGCUUGCUAUUGACUGGGCACCUUAUGGAAAUGGUGGUUUUCUACCGUUCGGUUUCUUCGGUUUGAUUUCGGGAACUGCAACUUGCUUUUACGCUUUCGUUGGCUUCGACUGUAUCGCUACAACUGGGGAAGAAGCGAUCAACCCACAAAAAUCAAUACCGAUGGGCAUUGUCCUUUCCUUAGCUGUAUGCUGUAUCGCCUACCUGGCUAUCUCCGCAACAUUAACACUUAUGCAGCCUUACUUUUUACUGGACACUCUAGCGCCUUUGCCAGUCGCUUUUGAAAAAGUCGGAAUGGCUUGGGCAAGUUACCCUGUUGCUGUUGGUGCCAUAUGCGCACUGUCUACCAGUCUUUUGGGUGCUAUGUUUCCAAUGCCACGUAUUAUAUACGCGAUGGCAAUCGACGGCCUACUGUUCAAAUUUCUUGCUAAAGUUCACGACAAAACAAAGACCCCUCUCAUUGCAACGUUUUUAUCAGGAACAUUUGCAGGUAUCAUGGCCAUUUUCUUUGACUUGAAAGAAUUAGUUGACUUAAUGUCAAUUGGGACCCUGGCUGCCUAUACGCUGGUAGCUACAUCUGUUAUGUUACUCAGGUACCAGCCAGAUGCGGUUCCUGUAGCAGAAGAAGACUUCGACCUAAAAAAAGACGAUCUCACGCCGAUUCGUACCGAGGCCCGAACCGAAUCCUUUGAGUUUGUAAUGCUGGUCCGACCAAAGUCGUCUUUUCCAACGCCUAUCAUUUCUAAAAUAGUAAACUGGUGCACUGUGAUUUCCGCUCUUAGCAUGGCUCUAUUCAGUAUAACUAUUGCCCUUAUUACUCAAUUUGGUUGGAAUUUUAUUUUCAUCAUUUUUAUUGUCAUCUUCAUAUUGGGAUCUAUUGCACCUAUCGUUGUUAUUGCUCUUCAACCACAGAGUGGAAAGGAGUUGUCUUUCUCGGUACCUCUUGUUCCAUUGGUUCCUGCACUCAACAUGUUCGUGAACAUUUUCCUCAUGAUUUCGUUGCCCCCUUCAACUUGGUACAAGAUGGUGAUCUGGAUGGUUUUAGGGGCUUUGAUUUACCUGUUCUAUGGUGUGAGACACAGCGAGGAACAUCCUGCAAACAAAAUGGUUACUAACAAGAACGGUGCGAGAGACAAAGAGAUGCAGCCUAUGGACAACAGAGCAGAUGGAGAAGGCGCUCUGCUAGAGAGCGAGCAAGUUUAAAUGUUAACACAGUGAUAAGACAGAGGCGAACGGCGUGGCGACAGUCGUGUGACGAUCAGAGAUCAGCAUGACACUGCGCUCCGAGCGAAUGCCUUUUGAAAUACCUUACCUGGAAAACAAGUAAAAAUGCCCAAAGUUCUUUUUAUGUAAAAAAGUUUUUCUUUUCUAGUCACGGCUUGUAGUGAGUGCCUAUAAUGUGUACAGCGCCAUUUGGUUAGUUGUUUUGUUGUGCCGCUAUUUUUACCCGUUCUCUGCUUAACUUAUUCUGUGCCCUUUUUUUGCUGCUUCAUUUUUUUCACUCCGAUGCUAGUGGGUUAUCGUAAUUUGUUUAUUAUGUUCGAACGGCCAAACUUCUCGAGAUAUAAUUUUGUUUUGCGAUUGGAACUGGUGUUUACCUCUUGUAUUGGUAUUGCUAGAAAUAGUGCUACCGUAUAUGGUAGAGUAUCUGGUUCUCUUGUUAUAAUAAAAUUGAGACCUCACUGUA